This is a messenger RNA of Oppiella nova, 1290 nucleotides long. NCBI's taxonomy places the organism in Eukaryota, Metazoa, Arthropoda, Arachnida, Sarcoptiformes, Oppiidae. The record is from the annotation of a GenBank genome assembly.
AUGUUUAGGGGUCGACCCAACGACAAGUAUGACCACCCGUUCCUGAUCCGGAUGAAGCACUUAAGGAAAUCAAACCAUAAUACUAUGACCAGAGACUCAACCAUUUUGACGCUAAAGAUAACCGCACUUUUAAACAGCUGUAUUAUACCGACGAUUCGCACUAUAAAACUGGUGGACCGCGCCGAACAAUUCAACGCAUUUCUGGCAACAUUAGAGCACCGGUACUACGGGCAGUCCGAACCGUUUAACGAGACAACCGUUGAAAACCUGAAAUACCUUUCAAGUGAACAGGCGUUGGCCGAUACGGCUGAGUUCAUACAGUAUUUGACUAAAAAGUUAUCACUUUCAGGCAAAGUGGUUGUGUUUGGGGGCUCUUAUGCCGGAUCAUUGGCCGCCUGGUUCAGGGAGAAGUACCCCAACAUAGCUGUCGGUGCCAUAGCGUCCAGCGCUCCCGUGUUGGCUGAAGUGGACUUCAAAGAGUAUUUCGGUGUCCGACUCAUUGGGAACGGAGUGCUCACAAGGUUCAGGGAGAAGUACCCCAACAUAGCUGUCGGUGCCAUAGCGUCCAGCGCUCCCGUGUUGGCUGAAGUGGACUUCAAAGAGUAUUUCGGUGUCGUUAGCGACUCAUUGGGAACGGAGUGCUCACAAGAUAUUAGAGACGCCUCGCAAGCAUUGGACGAAUUGCUAAAAACACCGGAAGGGGUGAAAAAAGUGCGACAAAUGUUCAAUCUUUGCGAUACUUUCGACGGCACCGACACCUUAAAUGUCGCUUAUUUUAUAGACGAUUUGUCGGGAUCGAUAGCAGUUGCCGUUCAGUACAAUCUUGGUAUCGAUGAUAUUUGUCGGAUAAUGAAUGGCCCGAGUGGUGGCACUCCGUUGCAAAGACAAUGGACUUAUCAGACGUGCACUGAAUUUGGAUACUUUAUGUCAACCAAUGUGAGGGACUGCCUGUUUGGCCACAACAUACCCGUCCACUACUACACCCAACAGUGUAUUGAUGUGUUUGGACCCCAAAUCACAGCCCAAACCAUACAGAAAGCGGUGGACACCACUAACUCCUACUACGGGGGUCGUCAGCCUAAUGUGACAAACGUGGUGUUCCCUAACGGCUCACUGGAUCCGUGGCACGCAUUGAGUGUACUCCAGGACCUCAACAACAGCACCAAAGCCGUGCUGAUCGAGGGGUACGCCCACUGCGGGGACAUGUCUGCCGCCUACCCAAUGGAGCCCAAGAGUCUAAAGGAUGCGCACGACUUGAUUACCAAACAAUUGGCCGAAUAUUUGAAAUAA